UCAGUAGGAUAGUGAGAGAGGGUUUCACAGUGAAAAGUACUAGGUGCUUCAGGCAGACAGGCUGUUUAGCAUCAGUAGCCCACAUCCCAACAAGGAGUUAGAUGGCUUAGAAGCCAUGGCUUUACCACAGUAAGGGAUGAACUGUUUGUGUCAGUGACUAGCAGAAAAGGCCUUUGGCAAGGGACGUUGGCAGAAAAUUUCUUUUCAGAAAAGGGCAGAGGAGUGCAGCCGGACUGUCAAGCAGACAGGUGUGGAGUGAGCUCCCAGUGGGGGUGACGUGGAGGAAGGCAAGUUGGAGUGAAAAGGAUAAAGGAGGAGUCAAACACAUUCUGCCAGCACUCCAUUCUAUUCCUCCGAUGGCUUUCUGACUGGAUUAUGGAACUGACACCACUUUUGGUAAUAUUCCUUCAGACUGGAGUUGUGUUUGCUGGCAGUCACUCCUAUAGCUAUUUCUACACGGGGAACUCUGAUGGAGGACAGGGCCAUCCUCACUUCACAGCCGCUGCCUAUUUAGACGACUUUCCUAUUGGUGUUUACACAAGUGAAACAAAGACGUUUCAGAUCAAAACCAAAUGGAUAGAAGAGAAAGCGGACCCUGCUCUGUGGAAGAACUACACCAACAUAUUCCAGCGUUGGGAGACAGAUUUCAGACAAGGAGUCAAGAAAAUGAUGGAGCACUUUAACCAAACUGAAGGUUUCCAUUCACUUCAGUGGAUGUAUGGCUGUGAACUGGAUGAUGAUGGUGGCAUAAGAGCAUAUGAUCUGGAUGGGUAUGACGGGAAAGAAUUCAUGGCCUUGGAUUUAGACAGAGUUAUUCAUAUUUCCUCUCGCCCUGAGACUGAGGCCAUUGCCCAUAAAUGGAACACUGAGACCAUUGAGGCUGAGAAAAUGAAGACUUACCUGGAAGUUCAAUGCAUUGAAACUCUGAAGAAAUACAUUAGUUAUGGAAAGGAGCACCUAGAAAGAAAAGUUACACCACAGGUGAAGGUCUUUCAUCAGCAGUCUGCAGGUUUUAUAAAGCUUCACUGCCAGGUGUAUGGAUUUUUCCCCCAAGCUAUUAAAGUUAAGUGGCUUAGAAGCGAAGAAGAAAAGGUGCAGCCAUUUGAGGUCCUGCAAAUUCUCCCCAACACUGAUUUCACCUAUCAGACCCGCGUGACAAUCACGGUGGCACCUGAGGAGAUGGAUACCUACUUCUGCCACGUCGAACAUAGCAGUCUGGAGAAACCACAUAUUGUGGUUUGGGAGCCCAGCCGGAACAACCUUUUGUACAUGUCGCUUGGUGCUAGCAGCGUACUGCUUCUCAUUCUCACCUUUGUCAUGGGACUGUGGUUGGGUCGGAGAAGGCCAGCAAACAGAACUUCCACUUAUUCUCUAACCCCAGCUAUGGACGGAGAUCAACCCACACCAUCCUCUGCUGUUUGAGUAAAAUGCGUUACAUGCCAUGAGCCGUACUAAACCUACAAGCUGAAACCUGCACAAACUGCUCUACUCUACUUUGUAGAACAGGAAGGACAAUGAAAUGCAGCUAAAGAUGGAAGGAUUCUUCCAAACUAGGAAUGCAUGGAUAACAGUUGGCAACUUGACAAGAGCAGGGAAAAGGAACAACAAACAGCUCACAGGAGGGAUGUCCUAUAUUACCCACCCUUGAGGAGCUCUGCUUACUAACUCUGGCACAAACACAUCUAACCUGUUUGUGUAACUAUCCAUGGUACGGACUUUAUGUAUAUUACGAUGUGAACUCAUCUUUUCGGGUGUUUGGAUUCCUAUAUUUAUGGACUAAAUUAUUUAGAUGACCCGACCAGUAAGAACAUUUUAUACUUUUGUGUUAUGUAUUUUUUGUAAAUAAAUUCUAGGUCAAUCAAAUUUGACAUUAAAUGGA
This is a messenger RNA of Xenopus tropicalis (tropical clawed frog), 1879 nucleotides long. RefSeq names its product major histocompatibility complex, class 1, UC alpha chain (gene mhc1-uca). The coding region runs from base 376 to 1422 and encodes 348 amino acids. Lineage: Eukaryota; Metazoa; Chordata; Amphibia; Anura; Pipidae. Gene Ontology annotation, cellular component: cell periphery; membrane. The record is from RefSeq and is a predicted model, not a curated record. The transcript is spliced from 8 exons.